GUCAGUCCAGUAACCACGCCUACUGGGAGAAGCAGCACAAACAGCUGCUGCAGGGUUUGUCUCCAGCGCUGCUCGAGGAGUACGGCGAGGACUAUGUGACCGAGACCAAGGAGUUGUUCCAGAGCUACGCCAGCCACGCCAACCCCGACCUGACCCCUGUCGUCGACGCCAUCGUCCAGGCGCUGCUGUCGCCACAGCCCCAGGUGCGUUACUACGCGGGACCCGGCGUGGGGCUCAUGUACUUCAUCCACAGCUACUGCCCCUCCAGCGUCAGCAACCGCUUCCUCCAGAAACUGUUUGUGAAGAAGAAGCUGAUGCCGCGCACUCUGAGGAAGCAGUCGAGCUUCGAGCUGAACCUCAGCCUCCACAACAACAACAACAACAAC
This is a messenger RNA of Paralichthys olivaceus (Japanese flounder), 386 nucleotides long. The record is from RefSeq and is a predicted model, not a curated record. Lineage: Eukaryota; Metazoa; Chordata; Actinopteri; Pleuronectiformes; Paralichthyidae.